Penicillium maclennaniae is the source of this 1926-nucleotide messenger RNA. RefSeq lists its product as uncharacterized. The coding region runs from base 1 to 1926 and encodes 641 amino acids. NCBI's taxonomy places the organism in Eukaryota, Fungi, Ascomycota, Eurotiomycetes, Eurotiales, Aspergillaceae. The record is from RefSeq and is a predicted model, not a curated record. The transcript is spliced from 2 exons.
AUGAACCCCCCAGAUACUUCCGGUCGAUUGUCAAAUACACCCUGCGGGAAAUAUCGAACUUCGCGACGACACAGUCCUCCGGGGACGUCAACAAGCUCGAAGAGCAGCACAUUCAAGAGGCCAGCAUCUCCUAGCGUUUCAGCACCUGCGAGGCCAUGGAAAAGAAGCUCGGUUCCAAGCUCACGAGCGCAAUCAACGCUCACCCAGAUCGACUUCGUGACUCAGAGUGCACAUUCCGACGAUGACCAGCUCGAAUAUCUCGACGAGACUCAACCACGCGAAGGGACCAGUGCAACUAAUCCACAAGACCGAAUGGAUGGUGAUUCAGAAGAAAGUAACGGCGAUGGUGCAUCUUUGCGCCCCACAAAAUUCGAACCCACUAAAAAUCACCUUUCGCGACGAAGGAAAAGCGUCGGAGUCACUCCUCGGGCAUCCGAGCGGAGCCAAAGCAUACGAAAAAAUUUGACACCGAAAAUGAGUUUCAGUGAGAAGCGUAGACAGAAAUCUACAGAGAAGCCACCUGCGAAGCGCGAUAAGACUCUCACGCAAAUGGACUUCGUGCGACGCUACAUCACAAUAGACGAUGACGACGACGUGAAUAUGGGAUACAUACAGCCGGAACAAAAAGGAAUGCCUCCAGAUUAUGCGCAGCAAGCCCCUUCGAUUGAAAACCAGCCGAUUCAUCCGAAAUCAUCUGCAUCUGCGAAGCGCAAUCGCAGACACCUCGAACCGGAGCUGGAUCUUUCCACGGGCGAGCCACUCUCUGGGGGUCUUGGUGAUAAUCAAGACUCGAACCCGGGGCACGAUGUCGAAAAUGCACCAAAAGAUAAUGCGCCUGUCACGCCUCAGAAACCCCGAAGACUUGAGAUUCCGUCCUCACAGUCGCCAGAAAGUCCAGGGCUGGCUAUAAUAACAUCCUCUCAAUUCCGCAGUGCAACCCGAUCUCCACUGAGGCAAAAAACCUGGAACCUGGCAUGCCAUUCGGAAAGAAUCAUCAAAGAGGAAUAUUCCGACCCGCAAAGGAUUCUCGAGGAUUCUCAAGAUCACGGAGGCGAAUCACUGGCAAAAACAUCACCUCAACCGUCGCCUAAGUUGCUUGAUUCCUUGAAGCAUCACUCGUCACCAGUUAUGCAGAAUAGAGCUUUCUAUGCACCUUCGACUGAAUUGGAUUCCCAAGCAGGGCUGCCUGGUGGCCUUGAGAUCAAAGUAGAGCGGGCACAUAAAGAAAGAACAGUGGUUUACGAGACCGAUGCGGACACUGAUGACAGCGAAUCAGAAAAUAACAUGAACAAUGAUCGCGCAACACCAUCUCCAGCUCAUGGGCCACAUGUCAAAACGCCAACCUCUGCUCGGCACAGCCCAGAGCCAUCAAGCGACGACUCUGAAGAAAUACCUCUACCAGAUGUCAACCCGUCGACAGACCCGAACGAUGGACCGCCGUCCGAAGCACCGAUGUUCGAGGCACCUUUGUCAGAUGCCUCUAUUUUCUACCAAAGGAUGCAGCCAGCAACACAAUUUCCAUUCGAACCUAUUCCUACCCUAAAUACCCAAAAGCUGUCCGAGCUGUUUCCGAAUUUUGGGAGCACUCAACACGCUAAACCGUCAGCCGCGGGGUCUUCUCAGAAAAGUCAAACGCAAAGUCAAGAGGCCGACCAGACCGAGCUUGUGCCGGAGUCAUCUCCUGUUCAUGAGCAAGAUGAGAAUGACGUUGACUCCGGUGCCAUCUUUCAACGACCUCAAGGCCCGGAGUCGGUGGUCCAGGUCGAGUCCUCUCAACCAGUCGAUCGAGGCAAUCACAGACUGGCAGGAGUCUUGUCACGCAGCCAACUUCUCACGUCGAGUGUUAUGGAAAGUGUUCCGCUACCUCAUUUUUGGAUGGGUAGUCAGGACAGCGUGGGUGAGCCAUAUAAUUUGCCGGAUCGGUGA